Messenger RNA from Eucalyptus grandis, 850 nucleotides. RefSeq names its product cysteine proteinase inhibitor-like. NCBI's taxonomy places the organism in Eukaryota, Viridiplantae, Streptophyta, Magnoliopsida, Myrtales, Myrtaceae. Bases 128 to 553 code for a protein of 141 amino acids. Gene Ontology annotation, molecular function: cysteine-type endopeptidase inhibitor activity. The record is from RefSeq and is a predicted model, not a curated record. The transcript has 3 exons.
GUAAGUCACGCAAAGGCUCUCGAUCCGUCUCUCUUGUCGUCUUGAAAAGAAAGAGAGAAUCUUUACAGAGGAGAAUCCAACUCUUGCGGUGCGGGGAGGAGAAAGAUCGCUUUUUACCAGAAUCCCGAUGAAGCUCAACAGGUUCUGCGUCGCCUUGGCGCUUGUGGCGGCGGUCCUGUGCGCGUCGAGCGAGGUGGGUCUGUGCGGAGAAGGCCAGAUCAUAAGGAUGAAGCCCGGCGGGGUCCACAACUGCAAGGGUAGCCAGAACAGCGCCCAGAUCGAGGGCCUUGCUCGUUUCGCUGUCGAGGAGCACAAUAAAAAUGAGAAUGCGCUUCUCGAGUUUGCUCGUGUGUUGAAGGCCAAAGAGCAGGUAGUUGCCGGGACUUUGUACCAUCUUACCCUUGAGGCUGUUGAUGCCGGCAAGAAGAAGAUCUAUGAAGCGAAAGUGUGGGUGAAGCCGUGGAUGAACUUCAAGCAGCUGCAGGAGUUCAAGUAUGCUGAGGACGUGCCUGCCUCCAAGGCUUCUGGCCUCGGCGUUAAGCGAGGUCACUGAGUUCUGCCAGAUCUCAGUUGCUUCCGAAGGUGGGGAGGGGGAAGCAAGGAGAAAGACUAGACGUUAUCUAUAUCAAUGGGUGGAGUGGAUCCACUCCCUGUUAGAAUAAUUACGAGGUAUGUGUUAAAAGAAUUUGUGGACGCGUAUAGUAAAUUGAGUCCAUAUGCAGAAGAGCACCGUCUAGCUCUUUGAUGUAUGAGAAAUCACGUCAAAUUCCGGAAAACAGUACCCUAUUCAGCGACUAUGUACAUAUAAAGUUAAUACUUUGUAUGAUCUUGCAUCUAUAGUUUGUUUAUA